Molecule: messenger RNA, 2535 nt
Organism: Cyphellophora europaea CBS 101466
Lineage: Eukaryota; Fungi; Ascomycota; Eurotiomycetes; Chaetothyriales; Cyphellophoraceae
Exons: 1
Coding region: 1-2535 (844 amino acids)
Biological process (GO): protein desumoylation
Cellular component (GO): nucleus
Molecular function (GO): deSUMOylase activity
Source: RefSeq, a predicted model, not a curated record
AUGUGGUGGCCCUUCAAGAAUCAUCAUGGUCCUCCUCCGGAUCCUAUGGACUGGCUUCCUACCACUCCUCCUCAGUCGCCCAGUCCCUACCCUCUCAACUACCUUCCGGGCGGUUGGCCUCUCGAAUUUCCGCCGCCCGUCUUUCGCCGACCUGCCGAACCGGACGCCUUCCUUCCGAAAGCAAAGCGAGUUUGUCGCGGAAUUGGCCGUGCAGGCGCAAAAUCCGCAAAAGUCGCAACCUCCAUCGGAUCUGGCGCUGCUCGACUGGGAGCGCGCGCAGUAUCACACACGACCAAGACUGCAGCUCGCCUUGCAGCCAGAAGCACGAUCUACUCAGUGAAACUCACCGCCAAUUUUGCAGCCCAUAGCUCGGUUUCUGUCAUCCGAGCCUACAACCGCCGCAACCCACGGCAACCUCGUGCUUGGACCGCAUCCGGCGUCCCGUACCAUCGCGUUGACGGCUACGACUCUCCACGAUUUAGCAAGCUUCGCACAGAAAAUAAUCCGAUUCCACUCGCCCGCCAGGAUUGGGUACAGACGUACGAAGGCAGCUCCGCUGUCUACGAGAUGGUUGACACCGGACGCUACCCACACACUUUCAAGACUAAACUCAUGAAAGACGCCGAGUUAGCGAGACAGGCCGAAAUGUACAGAGAACGUUCCAUUGAAGCCAAAUUAUGGCGAGCAAAGUACGAGAACAAUCCUUUCAUGGAUGUGCCCUUCGACAGCCCAUGGGAAGAAGAUCACACCGAGCAUGGUGAUCAACUACAGAGAGAGCUUGCAAAGGCAGUUCCCAAAUCCCCACCAAAGCCCAUACAGGCUCACAGCCAUGAUAGCCCUGCCAGCCCGAUGUCUCUAGCACUCGAGCAGGCCCGCAAGGUUCGCUAUACAAAAGAACGAAUGUUCAGUGGCUCAGGCGUUGCCUCCAGAGCGGUUGCGAGAUGGGAAGCCGAAAAGAGAAUCCGCUCCGAGAGAGCUGCAGCAAAGACGCACGCAAAAGAACAAUCGCAGAACAGUCUCGCCAUAAACGGUGAAUUGAACAAUUCGAAGGCAUCGGUUCCACCCUCCACUGCCCAAACCGAGGAGACACCGCCCACCGGCACAGCACGCUCGGACGAUGACCUCAUGGAUAUCUCUUAUGAUAGCCCUAGAACUCCCGACCAUUCGCAGACCAAGAGAAAGUCUGUUACCGACACCACCGACAUCUCGUCUACUUGCGACUUCAGUCCCCUCGAAACCCCUCUCGCAUUCAAGAGAGACGCUCACAAACAGAUAUCAAGCUAUCCCACAUCCACCAGCAGUCUUGAAAACUUGCCCAGUUCCUCGGACCCUUCCGGAUCCCAGAAUGCGGACCAGCAGAUUGUCUCUCCCACCGAGCCAGAGCUUCCUCGACGCCCUAGCACCGCUGGAUCAGAAACUUCUUCUUCUUCCACCACCGAAUUCACUACGACUUUACGAUUAUUCCACAUCGCAUCAGCAGACGACGCCGUUGGUUCAUCAUCUAUCACCCCUAAGGUAGCACAGAAAGCGCCUCCAUCCCGCAUUUCAUCAAGCGGAGUGGCUAAGAUUCCAGGAGGAUGGGACGAUGAUGAAACCACUGUUGAUGACUACGAUGAAGAGAAGGCUAGAUAUGAUGCUAGCCAUGCAGCACGGCGCUCUCUCAGGCAUAGGAAGCAGUCAAAGGACGAGGAAACCAAGACCGAAGAAGUCAGAUCCCCCGUAUCAAAGAAGAGCGGCACACCUGUCAAGACGCCCAGACACAGCAAGACCAAGGGCAAGAUCAUCGAAACAAUUCAAGAGAAGCAGGAGCGUGUUCGCAGAGCCGCUGAACAGUUCAAAAUCUCCGCCCUGUCUGCCGAAUGGCAAGAUAAGGCGCAACACGCACUCGAGCACGGCACCAGCACUUUGAAGGCCGGUGAUUUUGCACGAGUUCUCCCAACUGGUGGCCAGAGUGCUUGGCUGAACGACGAGACCAUCAAUUCAUAUCUCAGCAUCGUCGCAGCUCAUGGCCAGAAUCAUCUCGGAGGUGGGAAGUUUGGAACAAUCACCCACCACGCAUUUAAUUCCUUCUUCUACACCAAUCUCGUCACACCGGGCAAAGGCCCCCAGUUUCUACAGCGCUGGGCAAAGCGCGCCAGAAUUGGCGGCAAGAACCUCCUGAACAUGCACAACGUUUACAUCCCAAUCAACUCGAGCUCCCACUGGACGUUGUGCGUUGUCUCCGGGGUCGACAGAACAAUCACAUACUACGACUCCUUGAAUGGGAGUGGCACCGCCAAGAUGGCGGAGGUGAUGAAAUGGGUGAAGAUGGAGCUAGGAGAAGACUUUGUGGAAAGCGAGUGGAGGAUGGUCAAGGGGGAGAGUGGCCAACAGGCCAACAUGGACGACUGCGGGGUGUUUACGGUCACCAACGCGCGCUCGCUGAUGCUGGGCCACGAGCCCAAGAAGGCCUUUGGCCCAGCAUUGGCGAGCGUGCAGCGGGAGAGGAUCGUGGCAGAGUUGGUGAAUGGGGCGCUGUUGCCGAUGGGUUCGUGA